GAGACUUUCUAACUUUCUAUACGUCAUGGUAGAGAAAUCAUCAUGUCAGGCCGGCCUGACAAGAAGAGUUCUCAACAUGUAAUACUAAAAAUGUUUGAUGGGAGAGUUUUCUAGAAAACACAGCAUUUCCUCCUUACUGGAAGGAUGUACCUUAUAUGUAUUGGAUUGGUUGAUCGAAGGAAGAGGUGGAUAUCUGGAAACUAACCCUUCAUCCUUAGUCCUUACUUGAGCACAAUUUCAUUGCACCUGGUUGUAGAAUUGCCGGUUUGAGCUACUCAACAACCAUGGACAUGAUCAUUAGAGAAGUUUUCUCUGUCAUUGUUUCUGCGGCCAAGGGUUUGGACAGAAGUCAGGAAUCAGGAUGCUGUGAUAUUGAGAGUUCAGAAAGCUCGAACACGCCUUUAUCCAACCAAAAUCUCCAAGGAUGGUUCCGUAAUGGAAUGGGAGAUGAUGGUCCAGGGAGGUCAACUGUGUUGAAGAUCGCUCUACAGGCCCACCUUUUAGACAGUGAACAAGCCUACCAUAUGGUCAAACAAGUCAGUCGUGAAGGAGGGCUUUAUGCCAACCUAUUCACAGCUCACCCUCCAUUCCAGAUAGAUGCUAACUUUGGCCAGCUUCAGUGCAGGAAUAUCAGAAAUACUGGUCCAGAGCAGCAUGACAGAUUUAUACUUGCUACCUGCCCUUCUUCAAGAUAUAUGGUCAAAUAGGUAGUGUCAAGGGCUUGAAAGCCUGCAGGGGCUUGACAUUCAGCAUCUGCUGGAAUGGAGGGGACAUUCAACAAGUUCUCUUUUGGUCAAAUGAUCACAAUACUGUUACAAGAUUACAUUAUAAUAGAAUUACUGUCACAAUACACACUAUCUCGGGAAGAGUCUACACAUUCAACAAGGAGCUGAAAUGUGUGAACACUGAAAAAAGGGCCCUUUUCACCCUAGUCAGUACAACUUUUCCUCAUAAUUAUGAACUUCUAUACAAGGAACUGGUUUUUAUUGUGACUUUAUUUGCAUUUUCAU
Messenger RNA from Cuscuta epithymum, 1010 nucleotides. The record is from the annotation of a GenBank genome assembly. NCBI's taxonomy places the organism in Eukaryota, Viridiplantae, Streptophyta, Magnoliopsida, Solanales, Convolvulaceae.